CAGCUUUGCCGCGUCGUGUGCGCGCUCGCUAAACAAAGAUGGCGGACAUGGACUCGAGGGUGGACCGGUCCGAUCCGGAGCUGCGUUUCUUGUCGGUCGACAGGAACAGCUUCAACGACCCGGCUACCCAGGCGGAAUGGACGCAGAAGAAGCUGGUCUGGGUGCCGCACGAGACGCAGGGCUUCGUCGCCGCCGGCAUCAAGGGCGAGCGCGGCGACGAGGUCGAGGUGGAGAUCGCGGAGACCGGCAAGCGUGUGCUCGUCGCGAAGGACGACAUACAGAAGAUGAAUCCGCCCAAGUUCGACAAGGUCGAGGAUAUGGCGGAGCUUACCUGUCUCAACGAGGCGUCCGUGCUGCAUAAUCUCAAGGACCGAUACUACUCCGGACUGAUUUACACAUACUCUGGCCUCUUCUGCGUCGUGGUAAACCCCUACAAGAGACUGCCGAUAUACACAGAGAAGAUCAUGGAAAGGUAUAAAGGCAUCAAGAGACACGAAGUACCGCCACACGUCUUCGCUAUUACCGAUACAGCUUACCGUUCUAUGUUACAAGAUCGCGAGGACCAGUCGAUCUUGUGCACUGGCGAGUCCGGCGCCGGCAAAACCGAGAACACGAAGAAAGUGAUCCAGUACUUGGCUUAUGUGGCCGCGUCGAAACCCAAGUCAAACGCGACUCCAAGCCCGGCAUUAAUCAUAGGAUCCGGAGGUGUCACGGAAAAGUUUGCGGUAAUUAACGUGAAACAGGGAGAAAGAAAGUGGGAGGAAACGAUAUUAACACUGGGUGAGCUCGAACAGCAGCUUCUUCAGGCAAAUCCUAUUUUGGAAGCAUUUGGCAAUGCGAAGACCGUAAAGAAUGACAAUUCGUCCCGUUUCGGUAAAUUUAUAAGAAUAAAUUUUGACGCGUCCGGUUACAUAGCCGGGGCAAACAUCGAGACGUAUCUUUUGGAGAAAUCGAGGGCCAUUCGGCAAGCAAAAGACGAAAGAACUUUUCAUAUAUUUUACCAGCUGCUGGCAGGUGCCUCGCCGGAACAAAAGAAGGAAUUUAUACUGGAAGAUCCGAAGCACUAUCCCUUCCUGUCAAAUGGGGCUUUACCGGUACCUGGCGUUGAUGAUUCCGCCGAGUUCUUCUCCACGGUAAAGUCAAUGCACAUCAUGGGCAUGACCAACGAGGACUUCUCUUCUAUCUUCCGUAUCGUUUCCGCCGUGAUGCUGUUCGGUUCGAUGCAGUUCCGUCAAGAACGGAAUUCUGAUCAAGCGACGCUACCCGAUAACACGGUGGCGCAGAAGAUCUCGCACCUGUUGGGCUUGAGCGUGACCGAGAUGACGAAAGCCUUCCUGAAGCCGCGCAUUAAGGUCGGCCGUGAUUUCGUAACGAAGGCGCAGACGAAAGAGCAGGUGGAAUUCGCUGUGGAGGCGAUUUCGAAGGCCUGCUACGAGAGGAUGUUCCGUUGGCUGGUCAACAGGAUCAACAGGUCCCUGGACAGAACGAAGCGACAGGGCGCUAGCUUCAUCGGUAUACUGGACAUGGCCGGUUUUGAGAUAUUUGAACUCAACUCCUUCGAGCAGUUGUGCAUCAACUAUACGAACGAGAAGCUACAACAGUUGUUUAACCACACGAUGUUCAUUCUGGAACAGGAGGAAUAUCAACGCGAGGGAAUCGAGUGGAAAUUUAUAGAUUUCGGCUUGGACCUGCAACCAACGAUUGACCUGAUCGAUAAACCGAUGGGUAUCAUGGCGCUCUUGGACGAAGAAUGUUGGUUCCCGAAGGCCACGGACAAGACAUUCGUCGAGAAGCUAGUUGGCGCUCAUAGCGUCCAUCCAAAGUUCAUGAAGACCGAUUUCCGCGGCGUAGCUGACUUCGCAAUCAUUCAUUACGCCGGUAAGGUUGAUUACUCUGCCGCCAAGUGGCUAAUGAAGAACAUGGACCCAUUGAACGAGAACGUUGUCAGCCUUCUGCAAGCCUCGCAGGACCCGUUUGUGUGUCACAUCUGGAAGGACGCCGAGAUCGUUGGCAUGGCGCAGCAGCUCACGGACACGCAAUUCGGCGCGAGAACGAGGAAGGGCAUGUUCAGAACCGUCUCGCAGUUAUACAAGGAACAGUUGGCCAAGCUGAUGGUCACUUUGCGCAACACGAAUCCAAACUUUGUCAGAUGUAUUAUUCCGAAUCACGAGAAACGGGCCGGUAAGAUCGACGCGCCGCUUGUGCUGGAUCAGUUACGGUGCAACGGUGUGUUAGAGGGCAUCCGUAUCUGCCGGCAAGGCUUUCCGAACAGAAUUCCGUUCCAAGAAUUUAGACAACGCUACGAACUGCUCACUCCAAAUGCUAUUCCCAAGGGAUUCAUGGAUGGCAAGAAGGCUUGCGAAAAGAUGAUUCAAGCAUUGGAGUUGGAUCCGAAUCUUUACCGUGUCGGGCAAUCUAAAAUCUUCUUCCGCGCCGGAGUGCUGGCUCAUCUUGAGGAGGAAAGAGAUUACAAGAUCACGGAUAUAAUCGUUAAUUUCCAAGCCUUCUGCCGUGGCUUUUUGGCCAGACGUAACUAUCAGAAGCGCUUGCAACAACUUAAUGCGAUCCGUAUCAUCCAGCGAAACUGUGCGGCUUAUCUGAAACUGCGCAACUGGCAAUGGUGGCGAUUGUACACCAAGGUGAAGCCUCUGCUGGAAGUUACCAAGCAGGAGGAGAAGCUCACGCAGAAAGAGGACGAGUUGAAACAGGUCCGUGACAAGCUGGAACUGCAAUUGCACUCGGCUCAAGAGUACGAGCGCAAGUAUCAGCAGGCAAUCGAGGAGAAGACCAUGCUGGCUGAGCAACUGCAGGCGGAGGUCGAACUCUGCGCUGAAGCUGAGGAAAUGAGAGCGAGACUUGCCGCGAGGAAGCAGGAGCUUGAGGAAAUUUUGCAUGAUUUGGAGGCGCGUAUUGAGGAGGAAGAAGAGAGAAGCGCCGCGUUGACUCAGGAAAAGAAGAAACUACAACUGAAUAUCAGCGAUCUUGAGGAACAAUUAGAGGAGGAGGAAGCCGCCAGACAGAAACUUCAACUGGAGAAGGUCCAAUGCGACGCAAAAAUCAAAAAAUUGGAGGAGGAUCUCGCCCUGUCGGAUGACACUAAUCAAAAGUUACUGAAAGAGAAAAAGAUUCUUGAGGAGCGAGCCAAUGACCUCUCGCAGACCCUGGCGGAGGAAGAGGAAAAGGCCAAGCAUUUAUCGAAGUUGAAGGCGAAGCACGAAGCGACGAUUGCCGAUCUCGAGGAAAGACUUCUCAAGGAUCAUCAACAACGUCAGGAAGUGGAUAGGUCCAAGAGAAAAGUCGAGACUGAGGUUUCGGACUUGAAAGAGCAAGUGGCUGAGAGGAAAACGCAAGUCGAGGAACUGCAGCUUCAACUUGGCAAACGCGAGGAAGAGCUCAACCAAGUCAUGGCGAGAAUGGAUGAGGAAGGCGCCUCUAAGGCCCAAGCUCAGAAGGCCCUCAGAGAAUUGGAGUCACAGUUAGCUGAGCUCCAGGAGGACUUGGAGGCUGAAAAGGCGGCUAGAAGUAAAGCAGAGAAACUAAAACGUGACUUGAAUGAGGAGCUUGAGGCGUUGAAGAACGAAUUACUCGAUUCUCUGGACACCACCGCAGCUCAACAAGAAUUGAGAAGCAAACGUGAGCAGGAACUCGCGACGUUGAAGAAGAAUCUUGAAGAGGAAACCUCAUUGCAUGAAGCUACACUCGCCGAAAUGCGUCACAAGCACACGCAAGAACAGACUGCUUUGAACGAACAGAUGGACGCAUUGAAGAAGACGAAAGCGGUCCUGGAAAAGGCGAAAGGAUCCUUGGAGGCUGAGAACGCCGACCUAGCGACGGAACUCAGGUCGGUUAGCGCAAGCCGGCAGGAAUCUGAUCGUCGUCGUAAACAGGCAGAACAACAAUUGGCGGAGAUAAAUGCGAAACUGGCCGAGGUAGAAAGAAACAAGCAGGAAUUGGCCGAGAAAGUAACAAAAUUGCAGCUAGAGGCGGAGAGCGUGAUGCAACAAUUGGAAACCGCCGAACUGAAAGCAUCUGCAGCGUUGAAGGCGUCGGCUACCUGUGAAUCACAGUUUACUGAACUUCAGCAGCAACUGGAAGAGGAAACCCGACAAAAACUGGCUCUCAAUUCUAAAUUGCGCGCAUUGGAGAGUGAGAGAGACAGUCUGCACGAUCAGCUCGAGGAGGAGGAAGAGGCGAAACGUGCCUUGGACAAGCAAGUGCUGAGCCUGAACGUGCAACUGGCUGAGGCCAAAAAACGCGCUGAGGAGGAAGCGGAAGCGGCUGCUGCUCUUGAAGAAGCCAGAAAACGUUGUACGAAAGACAUCGAGGCUCUUCAGCGGCAAGUGGAAGAGUUACAAGCAGCCAAUGAUAAACUGGACAAAUCAAAGAAAAAGAUCCAGGCGGAACUGGAGGAUAGCAUUAUCGAACUGGAGGCGCAGCGAGCAAAAGUGCUCGAAUUGGAGAAAAAGCAAAAGAACUUUGACAAAGUGCUGGCUGAGGAGAAAGCUGUGUCCGAGCAGUAUGCGGAACAGAGGGACGCCGCGGAGAGGGAAGCCCGCGAGAAGGAGACGAGAGUGCUGUCGUUGACUCGUGAAUUGGACGAACUUAACGAGAAGAUCGAGGAACUCGAGCGAGGUCGUCGAGGUCUACAAUCAGAACUGGACGAGUUGGUUAACAAUCAAGGUACCGCUGAUAAGAAUGUUCACGAAUUGGAAAAGGCGAAACGUUCGUUGGAGUCGCAGCUGCAGGAGCAGAAAUCGCAGGUGGAGGAGCUAGAAGACGAGCUGCAGUUUACAGAAGAUGCCAAGCUGCGGUUGGAAGUGAAUAUGCAAGCGUUGCGGGCUCAGUUCGAGCGCGACCUCCAAACCAAGGAGGAGCAAGCGGAAGAGAAACGCCGGGGAUUGGUGAAGCAAUUGCGCGAUCUUGAGGCAGAACUCGAAGAUGAGAGAAAACAACGCGCUGCAGCCAUCGCUGCGCGUAAGAAGAUGGAGGCUGACUACAAGGACAUCGAGCAACAGUUGGAAAUGCACAAUAAAGUGAAGGAGGAUGCACUUAAACAACUGAAGAAACUCCAGGCUCAGAUCAAGGAUUGCACCAGGGAAACGGAGGAAGCCAGAGCUGCCAGGGACGAACUAGCGGCUGCCUCCAAAGAAACUGAGAGAAAGGUCAAGAGCUUAGAAGCCGACCUGUUGCAGUUAACCGAGGACUUUGCCAGCAGCGAGCGCGCCAGAAGGACCGCCGAAAACGAAAGAGACGAGCUGCAGGAGGAAGUCAACAAUAACGCCAAUAAGGGUACUUUAAUGUUAGACGAGAAACGUAGGCUGGAAGCGAGAAUCGCCACUCUGGAAGAAGAACUGGAAGAGGAGCAGUCGAAUGCCGAGAUCGUGAUGGAUCGCGCCAGGAAGGGUCAGAUCAUGAUCGAACAGUUGACAACGGAUUUGGCAACCGAACGGUCCACUACGCAAAAAUUGGAAUCACACAAGAUGCUGUUGGAGAGACAGAACAAGGAGCUGAAGGCCAAAUUGACCGAGUUGGAGACGGCGCAACGCGCCAAGACCAAGGCUACGAUACAGCAGCUGGAGUCGAAGAUCAACAAUCUUGACGAGCAACUAGAGACCGAGGCUAAGGAGAGAUUCGCCCAGCAGAAGAUCAACCGCAAGCUGGAGAAGAAAUUGAAAGAGCUGAGUCUGCAGCUGGAGGACGAGAGACGAAACUCCGAUCAGUAUAAGGAACAGGCGGAGAAAGUCAAUGUCAGAAUGAAGGCACUGAAGAGACAAUUGGACGAGGCGGAGGAGGAGAUCAGCAGGCAUAAAACCAUGAAGCGGAAAGCGCAAAGAGAGAUGGACGACAUGAUAGAAUCUCACGAGGAACUCACACGAGAAUUGACGAAUCUAAAGAAUAAAUUAAGGCGCGGUGGUCCUCCGAUAAGCCUGAGCUCCACAAGGCUGAAGCGCGGUUCCGUACAGACUGGUGGGUCGGGCGACGACUCGACGACGCAGGACGAGAGCAUUGACGGCGAGGAGAAUGUCAAUUGAGUAUCGGAGUCGGUCCAAUAUGCUCUCGAACCUCUGUGAAUUAUGUACAUACGUGCGUCGAGAGGGUGUUGGCUUUGAAAAAAAACAGCAAGAAUAAUCUAAAAUAUCAGAAAGCGGACUCUUUUGAUAUAUUUUAUAUAGAACGAACGUAAUCGUUGAUCGCAUUUUGAUAGAGGACGAGAGACGGAUAAAAUAAAAGCUCUGGAGAAGGAAAC
Molecule: messenger RNA, 6247 nt
Organism: Ooceraea biroi (clonal raider ant)
Lineage: Eukaryota; Metazoa; Arthropoda; Insecta; Hymenoptera; Formicidae
Gene: zip
Product: myosin heavy chain 10
Cellular component (GO): myosin filament; myosin II complex; cytoplasm
Molecular function (GO): actin filament binding; microfilament motor activity; ATP binding
Source: RefSeq, a predicted model, not a curated record